Messenger RNA from Choloepus didactylus (southern two-toed sloth), 3682 nucleotides. It is a transcript of the gene XPC, whose product is annotated as XPC complex subunit, DNA damage recognition and repair factor. Bases 54 to 2879 code for a protein of 941 amino acids. NCBI's taxonomy places the organism in Eukaryota, Metazoa, Chordata, Mammalia, Pilosa, Megalonychidae. Gene Ontology annotation, molecular function: single-stranded DNA binding; damaged DNA binding. Gene Ontology annotation, biological process: nucleotide-excision repair; mismatch repair. The transcript is spliced from 16 exons. The record is from RefSeq and is a predicted model, not a curated record. Gene Ontology annotation, cellular component: nucleus; nucleotide-excision repair factor 2 complex; XPC complex.
CUGCUUCCCGCGACGUGGUGCGUCACUCGCGAGGCGAAUCUCGCCGCGGGACCAUGGGACGGAAAGGCGUUCGCGGCGGGGCGCAGCGGCCACGGGAGCCGCGCGGCCGGAAGGCCGAAGGCAAGAGCCAGGCCCGGAGCGAAGAGAAGGAGGCGGAGGUCCUUGAGAAUGAGAAACCUCCAAAGAAGAGCCGCCCCUCAAAGGCUUCGCAAGGAAAGAGGAAGAGGGGUUUCAGUGAUUCCCGGGGCCCAGCUGACGGUCCAGCCAAAAAGAAAGUGGCCAAGGGCACUGCUAAAUCCAAAAAACUCAAGAUUAUCAAAGAAGAAGCCCUCAGCGAUGGGGAAGAUUGCAGGGACUUUUCAAGGACCCCCAAGAAGGCACACCAUCCAAAGAGAGAGAACGUCAUUGACAAAGGCAGCAGUGAAGGAGAUGAUGAAGAAAGUGAAGAUGAUUGGGAAGAGGUAGAAGAACUUAAUGAGCCUGUGCCAGGUGACGUGGGAGAAAACGCAACCUUCUCUAAAUCUUUUGUGCCUGUGAAUCCAGUGGAGAUAGAGAUUGAAACACCGGAGCAGGCUAAAACAAGAGAAAAAAGUGAAAAGACAAAAAUGGAAUUUGAGAUCUAUCUUCGGAGGAUGGUGAAACGUUUUCAUAAAGAAGUCCAUGAGUGUACACACAAGGUCCACCUGCUGUGCCUGCUAGCAAAUGGAUUCUUCCGAAACCGCAUCUGCAGCCAGCCAAGUCUGCAUGCUAUUGCCCUCUCCAUCAUCCCGACUCACUUCACCAAAGUGACACCUAGGGACAUGGAUAUCAGCUUCCUCUCAAACCUGCUGAAAUGGUUCAUUGGAACAUUUACAGUUAAUGCCGACCUUUCAGUCAACGAGCAAGACAGCCUGCAGACUACCCUGGAGAGGAGAUUUGCUAUUUACUCCGCGCGAGAUGACGAGGAAUUGGUCCACAUAUUUUUACUGAUACUCCGGGCCCUGCAGCUCCUGACCCGACUGGUAUUGUCCCUACAGCCAAUUCCUCUGAAGUUAUCAGCAGCUAAGGGAAAGAAACCUUCUGAGAAGAAACCCGUAUCAGUUCCUGCAAGCUCCUCAGAAACUUCUAGCCAAGUUCCACAAAAGCAGACCAAACCAAAGACCAGCAAAGGAACAAAACAAGAGAAAACCUUUUCUAAGGGUCCCGGCAGUGCAAGCGCCAAAGGAAAGAGGGGCAAGGCCAGCACGGGCAGAAAGAACCAGAGAGAGCCCUCCACCAGCGAGGACGAAGGCGAGGGAGGAGAGCAGGAGGUGGACUCCCAGCGGCGGCGGCGUGUCCGGGAGCGGCGGGUGGCCUCCAGGGUGUCCUAUAAAGAGGAGAGCGGAAGUGACAAGGCUGACAGUGGCUCUGACUUUGAGCUCUCCAGUGGAGAAGCCCAUCACCCAUCCGAUGAGGAUUUUGAGUCAGAGCUUCCAAGGCAGAGGAGGGCCCCGGCUCCUCAAGGGACAAAGGCAGGUUCCAAGAGUGACCCCAGGACCCGGCGUAAAAGCCAGUCGAAGCACCCAGUCCUGCCAGCAGCACCCUCAAGCUCUUUGAGCAGUAAGAGAAGCAAGAACUUUUCCCGUGAUGGUGAGGAGGCAGAAGGAGGGAAGGCAGCUGGCAUAGACCAGUGGCUGGAAGUGUUCUGUGAGCAAGAGGAGAGGUGGAUAUGUGUAGACUGUGUGCACGGAGUGGUGGGCCAGCCUCUCACCUGUUACAAGUACGCCACCAAGCCCAUGACUUACGUCGUGGGCAUAGACAGUGACGGCUGUGCCCGAGAUGUCACCCAGAGGUAUGACCCAGUCUGGAUGACGGUGACCCGCAAGGGCCGUGUGGAUGCUAAGUGGUGGGCCGAGACCCUGAGGCCGUACCAGAGCCCAUUCGUGGAACGGGAGAAGAAAGAAGAAUUGGAGUUUCAGGCAAAGCACCUGGACCAGCCUUUGCCCACGGCCUUCGGGAUUUAUAAGAACCACCCUCUUUACGCCCUGAAGAGGCACCUCCUGAAGUACGAGGCCAUCUACCCCGAGACAGCCGCCAUCCUUGGGUACUGCCGUGGGGAAGCUGUCUACGCCAGGGAUUGUGUGCACACCCUGCACUCCAGGGACACAUGGCUGAAACAAGCCAGGGUGGUGAAGCUCGGAGAAGUACCCUACAAGAUGGUGAAAGGCUAUUCCAACCGGGCCCGGAAAGCCCGUCUUGCCGAGCCCCAGCUGCGGGACCAAAAUGACCUGGGCCUCUUCGGCCACUGGCAGACAGAGGAGUAUGAGCCGCCUGUGGCCGUGGAUGGGAAGGUGCCCCGGAAUGAGUUUGGGAACGUUUACCUCUUCCUGCCCAGCAUGAUGCCCGUCGGCUGCAUCCAGCUGAAGCUGCCCAACCUUAACCGCGUGGCCCGCAAGCUGAAUAUUGACUGUGUCCAGGCCAUCACCGGCUUCGAUUUCCACGGAGGCUAUUCCCAUCCCGUAACCGAUGGGUACAUAGUCUGUGAGGAAUUCAAAGACGUGCUCCUGGCCGCUUGGGAAAACGAGCAGGCACUCAUUGAGAAGAAGGAGAAAGAGAAAAGGGAGAAGCGGGCCCUAGGGCACUGGAAGCUGCUGGUCAAAGGGUUGCUCAUCCGAGAGAGGCUGCAGCUUCGCUAUGGGGCCAAGAGUGAAGCAGCAGCUCCCCAUGCACAUGCCAGAGGUGGUCUCUCUUCUGAUGAAGAGGAGGGGACCAGCUCCCAAGCAGAAGCAGCCAGGAUUCUGGCUGCCUCCUGGCCCCAAAACCGAGAAGCUGAAGAAGAGCAGAAACCAAAGUGCCCAAGGAAGACCAGAAGGGCAAAGAAAGCGGCAGCUUCCCAUCUGUUCCCGUUUGAGAAGCUGUGAUGUGAGUGUCCACCUGGCCGUGUGCUCUGCGGCUGCAGGUCCCAUACCUGCCCGUGGCGGGUCCCAGGCCCGGGUGGCUGUGGCUUCUCUGCUGAGAAGGUGAACGGAAGCAGCGGCCACUGCAGAGGCUGCCAGAGGACGGAAGGGUCAAAUUGAGGUUAUGCCGCAGGUCUCUUCUGGCAUUCCCCCUUGCUGGAUUCUGCCUGGGCUGGGUUUCAGAGCUUUUGGCAACCAAACCCUGCCCUUUGAGCUGUAGAGCCCUUCCCCAGGAGACCUUCUCCUGCACCCACACCUUGAUCUUCCCAUCUUUAGAAAUGUGGGUCAGUUCUUUUUAUAGAAACCACUGGGAAAUUUGGGGGUGAUGAUGCAUCCAAUCCUUUCUUCCAGCCGAUUCUUCAUUCAUUAAAUACAUGUGCUCCUGCCUCUUACAGACUGAGGGCCCUUCUCUGAAGGCCACUUAGUUUUGCCCUGAAUCAGGCUGACUGUUGUGCCUGAUGCUGCCCCCUCUCUGUAGAACGGGAGAGCAGAUGGGAAGGGCAGGUCAUCUCAGACUCUGGUGGCGUUGGGACCUGCUUUUGGAAGUAACAUUUCAUGGUGGCAGGUGACUAGAGCAAAGGCUAAAAUCAGGAAAGAAAAGGAAAACCACAGACAGGGAAUUAAGGAGAUAUUAAUAAAAGUGGAUCAAUGUUAAACUAGAUUUGAUUCAUCACUGGAUAAACAUACCACACUCUAUGCACUGUACCCAUUCAGGAGAAAUCAUUUUCGUAACAUUUUGAGAAAAAAAUAAAGCAUUUAUAUAAAAA